Messenger RNA from Nelumbo nucifera (sacred lotus), 7773 nucleotides. It is a transcript of the gene CHR4, whose product is annotated as chromatin remodeling 4. Gene Ontology annotation, biological process: chromatin remodeling. Lineage: Eukaryota; Viridiplantae; Streptophyta; Magnoliopsida; Proteales; Nelumbonaceae. Gene Ontology annotation, molecular function: DNA binding; chromatin binding; ATP-dependent chromatin remodeler activity. Gene Ontology annotation, cellular component: nucleus; chromatin. The record is from RefSeq and is a predicted model, not a curated record.
CGUCUCUCUCUCGCCUCGUUUCUUUCAUUUCUUCUCCUCUGUGCCCUAAUUUCUCCCUCUGCAUCUUUAUGCGUCUGCCGGAUGCUUCUCUGCGUUCUUGGAUGCUCUGUUUCUGUUUACUGUUUUUGAUUUAUCAAAAAAAUUUGACUUUUUGAUUGUUUUUUGGUUCCAUUGGAUGAUGCCAGUUGUACUUUUUGCCCAUUUUGGGAGAUUCUUGGUGGAGAAUUUGGUUUUCUGUAAUUUGAGCUGAAUCAGGAACCAAAUCUGGAAGGGAUACUGUGGCUUGAUCACUAUACACAAAUUCGGAUCCCUGGCCCUAGCCAUUAACUCAUGUCAUGCUUCCAGAUACUGUUAGUCAUGAAUCUAGGACCAGGGAUCCAAAGAUGAGGGAAAACAGUUCUGUGAAUACUAAAAUGAUUGAUAGAAAUUGGGUCCUGAAACGUAAGCGGAAAAGGCUUUCAUGUGGACCAGAUCUAUCAAAUGGUAAAGAAGGUUCUUCUGUACCAUCAGAGUCUCCAAGAAAUAAUCCUCCUGCUAAACGUAGGCUGAAAUGUGGUAUAGGCUUGGCUCGGUCUCCACGCAAGAAGAAAGGAAAUGAUGGGUACUACUUUGAAUGUGUAAUCUGUGAUCUUGGAGGCAACUUGCUUUGCUGUGACAGCUGCCCUCGUACCUAUCAUCUCCAGUGUCUUACUCCACCUCUCAAGCGUACUCCUCCUGGAAAAUGGCAAUGUCCUAACUGCUCAGAGAAGACUGUUUCUCUAAAGUCGAUAAACCAUCCAGAGUCCAUUUCAAGACGGGCAAGAACAAAGGUCAUUGCUGAAAAAUCUAAGACAGGAACUAAAUUGUCUGACUGUCCCAAGUUAUCGCGGGUAUUAGAAAGCUCCAUUCCUGGAAAGAGCAGAUCUAGUAAAGGAAAACCUUCCUCUUCUCAUUCAGUUCCAUCUCUGGAAAAGAAACCAGAGCCAUCCCAAACAGAUGUUCAUUGCAGCACAAAGUCAAGCCAAUCAUCUCAUGGUGGAUCUGCUGAAGGCAUCUCAUCAUGUGCAAAUACUGAUGCUGAGAAGAAGCCCAACUUUUCUUGUACAGAUGCUGGCAGGAAGUCUAGUUCUCCUGCUAAUGAAGUCCAGUCCUCUGGGAGAAUGUUAGACAAGGAGCCAAUUGAAGAAUCUUCUGGCAGGAAAUCUGAUUCUCAACAUAAUAAUGGGGCUCCAUUAAAUGAGCCAAUUCCCUUACUGGAUCGUGCAGCUAAGAAGGCAAGGAAAAAGAAGCAGAAAAAUAACAAGGAAGAGAGUCAUAAGAAAUUUGGUAUUGAUAAAGGAAAAUGUGCUGUAAAAAAUCCUUCCAAGCGUGGAGCAAAAUCAGCUUCUGCCUGUCCUGAGGGUAGUAAAUCUCGCCAAAAAAAUAAUUCAGCUGAUCAUCGUGUCUCUGUAUCACUGUCGAAGGAGGGCCUUGGAACAAAAUCUCCUGUUACCAAGCAGGAAGAUGAGAAGCUUGCUGAAGAAAUGCCACGCUCAUCACAUGCUUUGGAGGAACAAAGUGGUCAAGCAGUUAAAUCGGUGGUUUGUGAAGAAAAUGUUCCUAGUGAAGUUCAACAGGUUGAUCGGAUUCUUGGAUGUCGAGUUCAGAGUAGUGCCACAGACUCCUCAUCUCUUGAUGUGCCAAUGAAAGUUUCAAAUUCUCCCAGGACUCCAAUACAUGCUGCAUCUGGAAAGAACUCUGUGGUGGUUGGAAAUGAAAUGCUUUCUCAAGAUUUACCUAUCUCAGAGAAUAAUAACAGAUUAUCGGAUGGCAGUCCUAUGCCUGAUAAAGUUAUCGAUGUUGGGGAUGCUGAAGAUAUUGCUGAGGGUUUUCAGAAUACUGUUAUGCAAGUUGAUAAGGGAAAGAACAUAGAUAAUGAUUCCAGAACAGAUAAAAUACAUGUCUACAGAAGAAAUGUAAACAAGGAGUGUACAGAGGGGAUCAAUGUGGGUUCUAAGAGGAGAUCUUUCAAGGAUUGGGGUCUUACAGCCCGAAAUAAUGAAGGUAAAGAUCGAUCUACUGUAGAUACAAAUACAGCAGAAGUAGCUGAAAAAAUGACAAUGGAAGAGAAUACUGUUAUAGAACAGCUUAACUUGAAUGAUCCUGGUAAUAAUCCCUUGUCCAAAGAUUGUGCGACACCCAUAUCUGAUGGUUCUGGAGAUGCAAAAGAUACAGAUAAGGAGGUAAAACUGAACAGCAGUGCAGAAAACAAAAUUCAUGAGGCUAAUUUGGAUGAAUCUAUGCCCUCAGACAGAGACUUUGUUCUGUAUGAAUUUUUAGUCAAGUGGGUGGGAAGAUCUCACAUUCACAACAGUUGGGUUUCUGAGUCCCAACUGAAAGUAAUAGCAAAGAGGAAACUAGAGAACUACAAGGCUAAGUAUGGAACAACAGUGAUUAAUAUUUGUCAGGAAAAGUGGAGCAAGCCACAGCGAGUGAUUGCUCUGCGUACAUGCAACAAUGGUAUGACUGAAGCUUUUGUGAAAUGGUCUGGACUUCCUUAUGAUGAAUGCACUUGGGAAAGAUUGGAUGAACCUGUCAUUCAGAAGUCAUCAAAUCUGAUUGAUGAAUUCAAGCAAUUUGAAUGCCAAACAGUGGCUAAAGAUGCUAUGAAGGAUGAUUCUCUGUGUUGUAAGGGUGAUCAACAACAAAGUGAGAUAGCUACUCUUGCAGAGCAACCUAAAGAACUUAAAGGUGGUUCACUAUUUCCACAUCAGUUAGAAGCAUUGAACUGGUUGCGCAGGUGCUGGCAUAAAUCUAAAAAUGUCAUCCUUGCUGAUGAGAUGGGGCUAGGGAAAACUGUUUCAGCUUGUGCUUUUAUUUCAUCAUUAUAUUUUGAGUUUAAAGUUCGGCUGCCUUGUCUAGUCUUGGUUCCUCUUUCCACGAUGCCAAACUGGCUUGCUGAGUUCUCCUUAUGGGCUCCCAAUUUGAAUGUUGUGGAGUAUCAUGGUUGUGCUAAAGCAAGGGCAAUAAUUCGGCAAUAUGAAUGGCAUGCUAGUAAUCCAGAUAGUUCAAAUAAGAGAACUGCAUCAUAUAAUUUUAAUGUUCUCUUGACAACUUAUGAGAUGGUGCUUGCUGAUUACUCUCACCUGCGUGGGGUUCCUUGGGAGGUGCUUGUGGUUGAUGAGGGGCAUCGCCUGAAAAACUCAGGAAGUAAACUUUUCAGCUUGCUAAAUACAUUUUCCUUUCAGCACCGUGUUCUGUUGACUGGCACCCCUCUGCAGAACAACAUAGGUGAGAUGUAUAACUUGCUAAAUUUCUUGCAGCCUGCUUCAUUCCCUUCUCUGUCAUCAUUUGAAGAGAAGUUUAAUGAUCUUACAACUGCGGAAAAAGUGGAGGAACUGAAGAAGCUUGUUGCUCCACAUAUGCUUCGGAGACUUAAGAAGGAUGCUAUGCAAAAUAUACCCCCAAAGACGGAAAGGAUGGUUCCUGUUGAAUUGUCAUCCAUCCAAGCAGAGUACUACCGUGCAAUGCUUACAAAGAACUAUCAGGUUUUACGGAACAUAGGAAAGGGUGUUGCUCACCAAUCCAUGCUAAACAUUGUUAUGCAGCUUCGGAAAGUCUGCAACCAUCCGUAUCUAAUACCAGGCACUGAGCCAGAAUCUGGAUCAGUUGAAUUCCUUCAGGAGAUGCGCAUCAAAGCAUCAGCCAAGCUGACUCUGUUGCAUUCUAUGCUUAAGGUGUUGAAUAAGGAAGGUCAUCGUGUCCUUAUAUUUUCACAGAUGACGAAGCUCCUUGAUAUACUGGAGGAUUACUUGACUGUUGAAUUUGGGCCAAAAUCAUUUGAAAGAGUGGAUGGUUCAGUAUCAGUUGCAGACCGUCAAGCAGCAAUUGCACGCUUCAAUCAAGACAGAAGUCGCUUUGUCUUCCUGUUAUCGACUCGGUCUUGUGGCCUUGGGAUUAAUCUGGCUACUGCGGACACUGUUAUUAUUUAUGAUUCUGAUUUCAAUCCACAUGCUGAUAUUCAAGCAAUGAAUAGGGCACAUCGGAUUGGUCAGUCAAACAGACUUCUGGUGUAUAGGCUUGUUGUUCGUGCUAGUGUUGAGGAGCGCAUAUUGCAGCUUGCAAAGAAAAAGCUGAUGCUUGAUCAGCUUUUUGUGAACAAGUCUGAAUCUCAAAAAGAGGUGGAAGACAUACUACGAUGGGGAACAGAAGAACUUUUUAGUGAUUCUGCUAGUGUGACUGGAAAAGAUGCAAGUGAAAAUUCUAGCAAUAAAGAUGAAACAACCACAGAUACUGAUCAUAAGCAUAGGAGGAAGACUGGUGGUCUUGGGGAUGUGUACAAAGAUAGAUGUACUGAUGGUAGCACAAAGGUUGUAUGGGAUGAAAAUUCAAUUUUCAAAUUGCUUGACCGCUCAGACCUUCAGUCUGGGUCAUCUGAAAUUGCUGAAGGAGAUUUGGAUAAUGAUAUGCUUGGCUCAGUUAAGUCAUUGGAAUGGAGUGAUGAACCAAAUGAAGAACAAACAGGGGCCGAAGUACCUCCUGCAACUGGUGAUGUCUGUGCACAAAAUUCUGAGAAGAAAGAGGAGAACUCAGUUAAUGUUCCCGAAGAAAAUGAAUGGGACAGACUUUUGCGUGUGAGGUGGGAGAAAUACCAGAAUGAGGAAACAGCAGCUCUUGGUCGAGGGAAGCGCUUAAGGAAAGCUGUUUCUUACAGAGAAGCGUUUGCUCCACAUCCAAGUGAAACACCGAGUGAGAGUGGCAAUGAAGAGGAGGAGCCGGAGCCAGUCCCAGAGCCAGAAUACACACCUGCUGGUCGAGCUUUGAAGGAAAAGUUUGCUAGGCUCCGUGCUAGACAGAAAGAAAGGCUAGCUCAGAGGAAUAUAAUUGAUGGGUCUCGUCCAGUCGAGGAACAGGUUGGACCUGAGUCACUUCCUCCUCCCACAGCAACUGAUGACAAGGAAACAGAACAACCAGUUGAACCUGUCAGAGAGAAGGCUUUAGUAAUUGAUUUGGAAGAUUACAAAUUCAAUCAACCUUCAGAUGUACCAAAGAGCAAGAGCGAUACAAAUAUGAGACAGGGGAGGUUCUCAAAGCAUGGUUACAAAAAUAUGUUGGGCAGUCUAGACCUUUCUGUUAGACCUCCUGGCUCUCUUCCUCCUGAUAUCUUCUUACCAAGCCAUCAGUACCAUAGCACAAGUUACUCAAGCUCUGUGCCUACCAGCAAUCUGUUGCCAGUUCUGGGGCUCUGUGCUCCCAAUGCUAAUCCACCAGAAUCAUCACACAGGAAUUCUCGUUCUUGCAAUGUACCACGAUCAGACUCUGGCCAGAAUAGCUUAGGUUUGGGGUUUCAAGAUUUUCCCUUCCGCCUAGCUCCUGGUGCUGGAAAUUCAGUUAAUAUAGGUCUUCAAGGCCGAGAGACUGCAGCAGAUACAUGUACAAUACCAGAUGCAUCAGAUAUUCCACAAUGUCGACUCAAAAAUGUCAUAUCAGAUGGUUGCUUCCCAUUUAAUCAGUAUCCUCCCUCGACAAGCCAAGGAAGAGGUCUUGAUCCUCUAGACAAUUCAGAUGCUGCUUUCUCUGCUUUCCAGGAAAAAAUGGCAGCACCUAAGUUAGCACAUGAUGAUAACCAGUUAUCCAAAUUCUCUCAUUCGGCUAAAACUGUAUCCAAACCCCUUCCAGAUUUCUUACCAAGCUUAUCCUUGAGCACAAGAGCUGAACCUGCAAAUGACUCUGUUCAGGAUUUUUCCACAAUGCCAUUGUUACCAAAUUUCAGAUUGGCACCGCAAGAUAUGCCAAAACAUACUUUGGUGAGGGACAUGCCACCCACAUUGGGCUUGGGUCAAAUGCAGACCACAUAUCCAUCGUUACCUGAGAACCAUAAGAAAGUUCUGGAUAACAUAAUGAUGAGGACUGGGUCUGGAUCAAAUAUGUUCAGGAAAAGAUUAAAGGUUGAUGCUUGGUGUGAAGAUGAACUUGAUGCUCUCUGGAUUGGUGUUCGUAGGCACGGAAGAGGUAAUUGGGAUGCCAUGCUUCGAGACCCCAAGCUAAAGUUCUCCAAGCACAGAACUUCUGAAGACCUUUCUUUAAGGUGGGAGGAGGAACAACUCAAGAUUUUUGAUGGAGCUACAUACACCACAACAAAAUCAACAAAGUCUACCUCGUUUCCUGGCAUUUCUGAUGGAAUGAUGGCACGCGCAUUGCACGGAAGUAGAUUUUCUGGUCUUGGGACAGACCACUGCCCACCCCCUAAGUUUCGAACCCAUCUGACUGACAUGCAACUGGGUUAUGGGGACCUAACACCAACCCUGCCACAUGUUGAGCCUUCCGAUCAUUUUGGUUUUCCAAAUGAGCACUACACACCUUUUCCAUCACGGAAUUCUGAUAGGUUUUGGCCUAAUUUCUCUGGGGAUUUAAAUGCUGGUCCCUCAGAUAGACAAGGGACUUCUUCAAACUUACACCUGGAACAGCCAUUUUUGCACAGUUCAUUGGUAAGCAGUAGCUUGGGUUCAUUAGGGGUGAAUUACCCAAGCAGCUGUGAUUUGCAGAAAAAGGAAGAACAGUUUGCAAGCAAGUAUGCCAAACUGCCCAGUCUUUUGAACAAAUCUCUAAAUUUCCUACGUGAUUGCCAUAAUAACUUGCGCGGUGGUGAGUCCACCAGCUCUGGGUUGCAGCCAGACCCCAAUAAACGGCUGCACUAUGGUCAUUCUCCAGCAAAGGAUGAUGUAGCUGGAAGCAGUUCCACAACAAGCAAACUUCCUCAUUGGCUUCGGGAAGCCGUAAAUGCUCCUGCAAAACCUCCAGAACCUGAACUGCCUCCUACUGUCUCGGCAAUAGCUCAUUCUGUUCGCUUGCUUUAUGGUGAAGAGAAGCCAACGUUUCCUCCAUUUACAGUCCCAGGUCCACCUCCUUUCCAACCGAAGGAUCCGAGGAAGAGCCUGAAGAAGAAGAAACGGAGGUUGCGUAAGCUCAGGCGAGUGACUCCAGACAUCAUAGCAGAAUCCAGCAAAAACUUUCAAAACAACAUGUUUGGUGAAAAUGUUGCUUCAAGCUCCAUUUCACUGGCACCACCAUUGCCCUUGCUGCCACAAUCAACAAGCAGUGCAUCAGGGUUCCCUUGGAUUGAGCCCAAUCUCAACAUGUCCUCUUUAAAUCUAAAUCUGACAUGUUCACCAUCAUCAUCAGUGUACAUAAAUCACCGAAAGAAACUGGCUGCAGGAUUGUCCCCCUCACCUGAAGUCCUCCAUUUAGUUGCAUCAUGUGUUGCUCCAGGGCCUCAUAUGUCAUCGGCGCCUGGCAGUGAAAGCUCUAGCAUCCCAAGGAAUGAGCUGCCCUUCACCAAUAUUCGGGAAUCAGUCGUCCAGGAUGACAGCCCAAGCUUGAAGGGUGCAUUCAACAAACGGAAGGCUGGGCAGAGCCCAUUAUCACAUAUUUGGAGUCAGGAUCCCAAGGAGAGAAGGGAACGGACUGAAAGUGGGGACUCCAGCAAGACACAGUCAGACCCUUGUAACAUUGACAGGCCUGAAGUAGAGGAAAUAUCUUCUGAAGAGACUGUAUCAGAUGAUCAUGGGAGUGAACAUGAGCCAUAGCCGUUCCUCAUUGCACGCCAAGCUUCAGAGCCCUUGAGCAGGAGGGCUCUUGUUUUUUGUAAGCAUGAUUCAUUUGAGUGUUUACUAGCGAUGAUAGGAUCAUUUAGGACAUCUCGUGUAAAGCUUUUGUAAGAGAAAAGAAAUAUAUAGCAUCAUCCCCUUGUUGGUAUCCUUCCGUUUCUGUAUGCAACUUGGUAAUAUAAAAUCUUUGAUCAGCAUUAAACAACAA